Messenger RNA from Paramormyrops kingsleyae, 2370 nucleotides. Lineage: Eukaryota; Metazoa; Chordata; Actinopteri; Osteoglossiformes; Mormyridae. The record is from RefSeq and is a predicted model, not a curated record.
GCCUUUGGCCACUGAUCCCAGACCUGUGCACGCUGAAAUUUCUCAUGACCUCCUGUAUGUAGGCUGUUGCCGACAGGUUGUAAAGACGAGCGAUUCUUUGGUGACACCUGCCAGUCAAUCAGUCACGAACAGCAUGGUAGGGUGGGGGGGGGGAGGCGGCGUGUCCGUCGUCUUUGCCUUGAGCAUCUCUAAAUUAGACCAGGGAAUACAGGACUGAUAAGGAAGUGGGUUAUCAGAAUAAGGAAUAAGCAAAAGGAAGAAAUAGAAGGUUUUGAGUUCCCCCUCCUCUCCCACUAGGCACAGGUGAGCUUACUUUAAGGAAAGCAGAAAAGCGUAUUAAAUCUGAAACUUUUUCAAUGAUCAAUUUCCUCUACCAAAAUCAAUAAUAUGACUCAGAGAUUCGGCAAAAUCCAAUUUCAGUGAAGCCAUCCGCAGCUACAGUAUGUCUUGCUACGCUUGUUUCGUCCUCAGAAUUCAUUCAGAAUUCAUGCAUAGUGUCUUGGUUUGAGGGACUUUACACGUUUUCUGUCAAUUUGGUGGUGUGGGGAUUUAGAGCUGCACAGUCCAGGUUUUUGCUCCCUCCCAGGAGCAAACCGUGAACUGUCUGAGGCCCCGCAAGGAUCGGUUUGAGAAACACUGGAUUAAGGAGCUUUAUUUAUUCUGAAUCUUGAUGGGAAUCUAUGGGAAUCUUGAUUCUGUGUUACUUAGGUUUGAUGGGGAAAAUUCGUAGUUUAUAUACUGCUUUAUAUAAGCUUAAUGUUACUGACGUGGUGCAAAAGCUUUAGUCAUUCAUAUGUUAUCUGUGACACUAACAGCGAUGACAGAUUCUUUAGUGACUAUAAACCUCUUUAGUUUCAUCCUAAGUUUCCUUUUCGUUACAUGGCGGAGCUUGUUUAUGUUAGACGGUCAGAUGAGCCAUUUAACUUUGAGUGAUAAGGGACAUGGUGGCACUUUCAAACGCUUGGUUGCAUCUCAUUCCUGACCUGUGUUUUUCACACUUCGGAUAUUUGUUUGGAAUUUUAAGUGACUAUCACGUGGCUUUCCAAACAUUUCACCAUUUCUUUUGUCUUCCUUUCUUUCCUAAUUUAAUUUCCGUGAAGAUCUGACAGCUGUCUUGUUGCAUAGUUUCUUGCAAUUUUUCUGUGCUUAAAAUCAAUAGUUUCAGGCAAUUAAUCUGGUUUUUAUAUCUCACAUAUAGGAUUCUAUUGUGUGCAUUACUGUAAAGAAAGUCCCUCCCAAGGUAGCAGACAAGAAAACCGUUGUCGGCUAUAAAGUAAUAUCUGUGACUAGCGCUAUGUCUGACCAAGUGCGAGAAGGUGAUGAAACCUUUGAAGAUGCUUCCGGUGAGGCAAGUUCCACAGAGGAAAAGAUGAAACAAAAAAUACAGACCCUGGGAAGGUCCUAUGACACCCAAUCAGGAAAAAUUGUUACCAUGACGACUUGUAAUGAUGACGAAUUGGAACAAUUCACCUCACCGGAACUUAAAAGGAUGGCAGAAAGGUUGUCAACGGUGAAAAUCAUCCCUGUGAGAGUUGAACCUGAAAUCCUGGUGCCCCCGGCUGGCCACGAGAGAGGCACGCUGGGGGCCAUCGAGGAGGCCGAGACGCCUUCACCUUCCGAGGACCGUGAAGUUGGCACCACGUCAGGCAGAGUAAUAGAGGAGAAGAGGCCUGAAGCAAAACUGCUACAACAGGACGUGCCUCAGAAGGUCUUUGGCACCCAGGAAGUUCAAGGAGACCAGCAGAUGAGCUUAACGACGCCCCCUUACGGCUCCAAAAUGUCUCCUGUGCUCAGAGGGGUGCCUAAGCCGUCCUCUGAGAUGUCGCCACAGCUAGCUGUUCUGUUAACAUCUGCGAGAGGUCAAACCGGCUCAAUGGGAUGGGUCACCUCUCCUUCACAUAGUCAGAUCAUUUCCAAGGUGGCCAUACCCUCUUCUAGUCUGUGUGCUAUGGUGUUAUGAAUGUAUAGCAGCACAUUCCCUUUAUAUCCUUCCUGUCACUUCUUCAAGACCAGCGCUUUGUACCAUGGUCAGAUGUUCCUCUUGUCCGCAACUUUCCAAAUGAGUAAAACCAGUAACUUACAGUAAUGCAAAAUAACACAGUAAUGUAUUCUUGAGGACCAGAUUGCUCUGUCAAUGACAGAAUCUCCUGUACAUAGACAACACACAGCAGUACUUCUCUUCUUAAUGCUUUUUGCUCAGUGCUUUGAUUUUACUCAAGUUGUGUCAAAAGAUCCAAGGGAAUGCUUCGUCAAACUUGAGAUAAUGAAACAUACCAUUUGUAUGUAUUCAUAGAUGCACUGUCAGCUGCAUGGGAUUAGCAACAGGUUAGCGACACCGUGGUUUGAGGGUGUCCCUAGAACCUUCUACAU